Messenger RNA from Neoarthrinium moseri, 948 nucleotides. RefSeq lists its product as uncharacterized. Gene Ontology annotation, biological process: folic acid-containing compound metabolic process. The transcript has 2 exons. The record is from RefSeq and is a predicted model, not a curated record. Gene Ontology annotation, molecular function: dihydroneopterin aldolase activity. NCBI's taxonomy places the organism in Eukaryota, Fungi, Ascomycota, Sordariomycetes, Amphisphaeriales, Apiosporaceae. The coding region runs from base 1 to 948 and encodes 315 amino acids.
AUGACCGAACGCAAGCCCGACCCCCCGGCCCCGCUGCUGUCUGCGUGGCAAGUGGCCGCUGCGGCCGGCGAGCCCUUUGCCGUCGUCCGAGUGCGCAACCUGCAGGGCACGCUCCCCGUGGGGCGGGACGCCUGGGGCCGAGCCAACAAGGCGCAGCCGGCGCUCAUCACGACCGAGGUGUCGUUCUCACGGCCGUUCGCCGCCGCGUCCGCGGAGGACCAGGUCAACGCCGAGACGGCGCACUACGGGAACCUGAGCAAGAACCUGCUGGGCAGCCUGGAUCUCUGGGCCAGCUCCGCCAGCCCGCCGAAGGACCCAAAGGUCGCGGAGCGGGCGGCCGCGGACGGCCCGAGCUCCGGCGACGUCUUUGAGCUGCUGUGGGUCGGCUUGACGGGCCGCGUGGUCGACGGGAGCUUGCGGGCGCUGCCGCUGGAUCGCGUGCCCUUCCUGGAUACGGAUCGGCUCAAGAGCCUGGCACUGACAAUCAACUUGCCCAAGGCGUCUCUGGUAGGCUCCGGGGUCAGCUUGACCGUCACAGCCUGCUUCCAGGAGGGGGCUGAGAACAACCCCCUAAAAUCAUAUGCGCGGAGUUUGAGAUUACACGGCCUACAUGUGCCGACUCUGAUAGGCGUCAAUGCCAACGAAAGAAAGGCGAAACAGAUGGUAGUCGCCGACGUCGAGAUCGACAGGUUGGACAUCACCCGAGAUAUCCACCCCGAGCUAGAAAGAAUGGUUGUCGAGACUAUGGAAGCUUCAUCCUUCGAAACCUUGGAGGCAUUGGGCGCGUUGAUAGCGGAGAGGAUCUUGUCCGACUUCAAGAUCGGCGACGACCCUAAGACUGCUCGGGAGAGGGGCUGGCAGGUGAAGAUCAGCCUCGGGAAACCCAUUGCGGUGCCGUUUGCAGACAGCCCAGAGGUGGUGAUCAGGGCAGGCGCCGAUUUGCCUUGA